Molecule: messenger RNA, 570 nt
Organism: Acanthoscelides obtectus
Lineage: Eukaryota; Metazoa; Arthropoda; Insecta; Coleoptera; Chrysomelidae
Source: the annotation of a GenBank genome assembly
AUGGAUCGGGUAGAUAUGUCUGCAUUAAGUAUAAAUGACGAUAGCACUUUUCCCGAAGAUGCUGAACGUAUACAAACAUCGCCUGCAUCGUCUGGCGAAAUAUCAACGAUGGAUGUAGAUACCAUCAGUGUAAAGAGUGAAGUUAAAAGUGCGAUAGAACCCAGAAGAUCUUCAAGAAAGAAGGCACCAAAGCGCCUCGUUUCUAUGGAAAACAAGGAGAAACAGAAAAAACCUGAUCCUAGUAAUGAGAAGGACAUAGAAAAAAUUUAUUUGAAUAAAAAUAUAAAGUUGACACAUCUUUCACUAGAAACCAUACCUGAAGAACCUCAAAAUGGAUGUGUUAUGACUAAAAAGAAAUUCAAGAGAAGGUUAAUAUUCAAACCAAACACUGAAAUAGUUAAUGUGAACAAAAUGAAGUCCAAGAAGAGAUGUGCAAGGGCCAAAAAGUUGUGUGAAUCUCUGAGGAAGAUCAAAAAGAAACUACCAAUGAACUUAUUCCUAGAAAAACUUUCUUGCUUAGAUAAUGAUGAAUGUAGUCAAGAAAAAGGACCAAGCAUUUACAUUCAAUAA